Molecule: messenger RNA, 225 nt
Organism: Ustilaginoidea virens
Lineage: Eukaryota; Fungi; Ascomycota; Sordariomycetes; Hypocreales; Clavicipitaceae
Exons: 3
Coding region: 1-225 (74 amino acids)
Source: RefSeq, a predicted model, not a curated record
AUGUUUGCGCAGCCCUACCACGCUUACUCGUCACACCUCCGGCUUUUUCCAAGCCAGCCAAGCCAGGCACUCAUCGCAUUGCAAUUACCAACUGAGGCUCGGUGCUCCUCCACUGGUGGAGGGUUAGAAUGCCAAACUGUGACGUCUUGUCCAUCCUCGGCUCCUUUCCAUGAAAAUAGGACUCUCUCUUUCCACAAGGAUAGGUUGAGGAAAACUGAUAUCUGA